Messenger RNA from Sciurus carolinensis (gray squirrel), 2193 nucleotides. It is a transcript of the gene Ankk1, whose product is annotated as ankyrin repeat and kinase domain containing 1. The record is from RefSeq and is a predicted model, not a curated record. Gene Ontology annotation, cellular component: cytoplasm. Gene Ontology annotation, biological process: protein phosphorylation. NCBI's taxonomy places the organism in Eukaryota, Metazoa, Chordata, Mammalia, Rodentia, Sciuridae. Gene Ontology annotation, molecular function: ATP binding; protein binding; protein kinase activity.
AUGGCCAGCUCCCUGGAGCAGCAGCUGGGCAGCCUCGCUGUCUUCACCUGACACAACUCCGAAGCCAGCGGUGGCUUUGAUCAAGUGUUCCAGGAAGGGCACCAGCGCUGGAGGACCCACUAUGCCAUCAAGCGUUCCCCUCACCUCCAGCACGAGGCCACCAGCUCCAAUGUAAAUUGCCUCAUUGAGGAAGCAACCAAAAUGGAGAAGAUCAAGUUUCAGCACAUCGUGUCCAUCUCUGGGGUGUGCAAGCAGCCCCUGGGCAUUGCGAUAGAGUUCAUGGCCAAUGGCUCCCUGGAGAAGAUGCUGCCCACCCACAGACUCUGCUGGCAACUCAGGUUCUGCGUCAUCCACGAGACCAGCUUAGCCAUGAACUUUCUCCAUAGCAAUGAGCCAUCUCUGCUCCACCUAGACCUGAAGCCAGGCAACAUCCUGCUGGAAAACAACAUGCAUGUCAAGAUUUCAGACUUUGGCCUAUCAAAGUAAAUGGAACAGUCGACCCGGAUGCAGAACAUUGAGAGGUUGCCUCUGCAGGGCAUGCUCAGCUAUAUCCCCCCUGAGAAUUUCCUGGACAGUAACAAGGCCCCAGGGCCCAAGUUCAAUGUGUAUAGCUGUGGGACUGUCAUCUGGGAGCUCCUCACUCAGAAGAAACCAUAUUCAGGACUCAACAUGAUGACUGUCAUCAUCCGAGUGACUGUGGGCAUGUGGCCCUCCCUGCAGCCUGUCUCUGAUGAGUGACCAGGUGAGGACCAGCAGAUGGUAGAUCCGAUGAGGCUCUGCUGGAACUAAGACCCCAAGAAGAGGCCAUGCUUUCUCUACAUCCCAAUCAAGAUAGACAUGCUGCUGUCCCUGCUCCAGAGCCCUGUAGCAGACCUCGAGAGUAAGGCCCUGGCCAGGAAGGUGUCCUGCAAAUCAUCACUGUGCCAGCCCUAGGAGGCCCACAAGGAAGUCAGCCAGGAGCUAACAGACAGCACUAAGUCGGGAGGUUACUUGAAGAGGGUCCUGUAACUCUCUGACAGUGAGAGUUUGGCCCCAAGGGAUGAGGAACUGCUGCCCAUCUAUGAGAACAAGGUCACUCUCCCCUUCCUGGUGACCCAGGGCAGUGUGGAGCAGGUGUGGCUGCUACUGACCCAUGAGGUUGUGGAGUGCCAGUCAGUCUCUGACUACAUGCCUCUAUUCAUUGCGACCCAGGACCAGUAGCCUUACCUCUGUGCUCUGCUCCUGGCAGAUGAGCACAGCUGGGCCCCACUGCACUUUGCAGCCCAGAGUGGGAAUGACCACACUGCACACCUGCUCCUGGACCACAGGGGCCUUGUGGAUGCCCAGGAGCACAAGGACUGGAGCCCACUCCACCUGGCCACACAGAACAAUUUGGUCUCCUGUCAAGCUGACCCCAACCUAUGUGAGGGAGGCAAGACUCCCCUGCAUGUGGCUGCCUCCUUUGGUCACAUCAGUCUGAUCAAGCUUUGGACAGGCCAGGGCGCUGAGCUGGGUGCUCAGCAGAGAAAUCUGAGGACACUGCUGCACCUGGCAGUGGAAUGGGACAAAGUGAAGGCCAUCCAACACCUGCUGAAGAGUGGGGCAGCCCCUGAUGCCCUCGACCAGAAUGGCUAUGGCCCACUGCACAUCACUGGCAGGGGCAAGUACCUCAUGUGCAAAAUGCUACUCAGGCAUGGGGCUAGCCUCAAGCUGCCCACCCACCAGGGCUGGACACCCCUGCAUCUAGCCACCGACAAGGGCCACCUGGAAAUCAUUCACCUGCUGGCUGAGAACCAUGCAGAGGGUGCUCUCGGAGGUAUGAACUGGACACCCCUGCCCCUGGCUGCCCCCUAUGGUGAGGAGGUGGUGGUGAGACCCCUGCUGCAGUGCAGGGCUGACCCCAAUGCUGCUGAGCAGUUGGACUGGACACCCCUCCACCUGGUGGUCCAGAGGGGUGCCUUCCAGGGUGUCAUCAGCCUCCUAGAGCACCAUGCAGAUGUCUGUGCCUGCAACAAGGUGGACUAGACACCUAUCCACCUGACCGCUCUCCAAGACAACACAGAUCUCAAAGUGCUAGUCAAGGCUGGUGCCCGUCUGGAUGUCCAGGAUGGAGUGGACGGCACACCCAUACAGCUGGCUCUCCAGACAAAACAGGGCACCAUGGCACUGGCUAUUCUGGGAGGAACUGAACUGGGAGCCCAGACAGAAGUUUAG